AUGGCAAAAAUGAGAGAAGCAGCUGCACAUUGGAUAUUGAUGCAUGAGCUUCCUUUUUCAGUAAUGGAAGAGGAAGGUUUUAAUAUGAUGCAAAGAUGUGGAAUGCCUGAAUGGGAAAAAGUGUCGCGGAUUGCAAAAGCGUGUUAUCAAUUUUGUUCGCCUUCCACCUCCUCGCCGUGGGGAAUUGAGAACAAGGUUUUUACUAUCUCUGUUGAUAAUGCUUCAAGCAAUGAUGUGGCAAUCAGGAUUCUUAAAGACACAUUUUCAAGAACUAAAAGGUUGCUUUGUGGAGGAAAGUUAUUUCAUGUUCGUUGUUGUGCACACAUUCUUAAUCUCAUGGUGCAAGAUGGUAUUUCUGAAAUUGAAGAAAUAAUUGAAGAUAUUCAUGAAAGUGUGAAGUUUAUUAAUCAAAGUGAAGCAAGAUUGAAGUCAUUUUCUGAUAUUGUGCAACAACUACAAUUGUUGGAGAGAAAACUUAUUCUUGAUUGCAAGACACGUUGGAAUUCAACAUUUGAAAUGCUAUCGAUUUUCUAUCGGGUGAAAAUGUUGCUAGACAAAAGGGCGAAUGAUGAAAAUGACUUUAUUCGAGCAAUGAUUGGCAAAAUGAAGGCUAAAUUUGAUAAAUAUUGGGGGGAAUGCAAUUUGCUCAUGUCCGUGGCCGCCGUCUUGGAUCCAAGAUGCAAAAUGAGGGUUGUUGAUUUCACUUUUGCAAGGAUGUAUUCCGAUAGAGAAGCAAGAGAAAAUAUUGCUAAAGUUCGAGAAGCUCUACAUGAGAUUUAUGAAGAAUAUGUUUGUGAAUAUCAACAUGGCAAUGAGCAUAGUGGUGAAACUCCAAUGCAUAAUAAUGAUGAUGUUGGUACUAGUGGCAAAGGCUCGUCAGGUUGGUCCGAAUUUUCAAGUUAUGUGAAAUCUAUUGAAAAAGCCUCUCCACAACAGUCAGAUUUGGAUGCAUACUUAGCUGAAGAGACAGUGCAAUCAUUGCUUUGUGGAGGAGAUUGGUGUCGAAAUCUUCAUGGAGUGAAGAAGAAAAACAAAGUUGAGAUUAGAGGAAGAACCAAUGUUUUCAGAACCGGACCGGAAAGUGAACCAAUCAAGCAACCUGGUUAUGGGUCAAUCAAUUGA
Messenger RNA from Dioscorea cayenensis subsp. rotundata (Guinea yam), 1122 nucleotides. RefSeq names its product zinc finger BED domain-containing protein RICESLEEPER 2-like. The transcript is spliced from 5 exons. Gene Ontology annotation, molecular function: DNA binding. The record is from RefSeq and is a predicted model, not a curated record. NCBI's taxonomy places the organism in Eukaryota, Viridiplantae, Streptophyta, Magnoliopsida, Dioscoreales, Dioscoreaceae. Bases 1 to 1122 code for a protein of 373 amino acids.